Phycomyces blakesleeanus NRRL 1555(-) is the source of this 1143-nucleotide messenger RNA. RefSeq lists its product as hypothetical. Gene Ontology annotation, biological process: poly(A)+ mRNA export from nucleus. Bases 17 to 976 code for a protein of 319 amino acids. NCBI's taxonomy places the organism in Eukaryota, Fungi, Mucoromycota, Mucoromycetes, Mucorales, Phycomycetaceae. The transcript has 5 exons. The record is from RefSeq and is a predicted model, not a curated record. Gene Ontology annotation, cellular component: nucleus.
AUCUUGAUUCUACACCAUGGCCGACAAAUAUAAAAAUCUAAAAGUGAAGGAGUUACAGGAGCUUUUGCAAAAGCAAGGCAUUCCUCACACUGGCAAAAAGGAGGAGCUUAUUGAACGUUUGAUGAAACAUGAUGAGCGGAAAACGUAUGAGAUUGAAUCCCUUGAAGCUGAAUUCGGUAGCAUUGAAGAUUUUGAUGAGUCAAAACUCAACUUUGAUGAUCUUCAUGAUGUCGAUCUCAAAUCAUUCAGCACAACCGACGCAAAGCAGUUGACCGCGGUUGAAGAUGAAUCAAAGGCGCAGGCUGAAAAGACCGAGAUCUCAGUGACGGAAACUACUACAGAUGCUUCAUCAACGCAGAAUUCGGUCAAGAUAUCUCAAAUACAAGAGACAGUUGAAGUUGUUAAGCCAGGAUCUCACUUUAAAUUCACACCUAUUUCAUUUGAAAAACCUGGCGCUACUACUGCUACUGCAACUAAUGCUACUGCUGCGGCUGCUUCUGUUGCAGAAUCUGCUCAGACUACCCCUAAACCAGCAGUACCUUCACCCACAACUAUCAAGGCUGCACCAGCACCAGCACCAACACUGUCUGAAGUAGAAAAGAAGAUAUUGGCUGAGGCAGAGAAGAAAGCAGAGCGCGCAAAGAGAUUUGGUGUUCAGUUAGAUGAAAAAGCAAAGAAAGAGUUGCGCGCUGCUAGAUUCGGAAUUCCUGUAGCGGUAGCUAAGACUGCUGCCUCGCCUUCCAAGAGUACUCCCAAGGUACAAACUCCAAAAGUACAAACAGGAAAGACUGUUGCCCCCAAGGGUAUUGAUCCAGAGACCUUGAAGAAGAGAGCCGAGAGAUUCGGAUUACCCCAGAAGGGGGGUAAAAUAGAGAAGAAUGGCAAGAGUACUGUGUUGGACCCUGUUGAAGAAGAAAAAAAGAGAAAGAGAGCAGAAAGAUUUGGCUCUGACCAAAGCAAGAAACAGAAGAAUUAGACUCUUGUAACUGUAUAGCUCAGGCUCAGUUAUCGAACACGAUCACCAUGCCUCUUUUAUUUGAACUUCUCUUUUUUUAAUUAUUCUUAUUAUAUUAUUGCACUAAAUUGAAAUGAGUCUUUGACUAUUUAUAAAAGCCCUGGAGCUGGUCCCUGAGUAAUGAUCAU